This is a messenger RNA of Zygotorulaspora mrakii, 2412 nucleotides long. It is a transcript of the gene ERB1, whose product is annotated as ribosome biogenesis protein ERB1. The transcript has a single exon. The record is from RefSeq and is a predicted model, not a curated record. Gene Ontology annotation, cellular component: PeBoW complex; preribosome, large subunit precursor. Gene Ontology annotation, biological process: ribosome biogenesis; maturation of LSU-rRNA from tricistronic rRNA transcript (SSU-rRNA, 5.8S rRNA, LSU-rRNA). The coding region runs from base 1 to 2412 and encodes 803 amino acids. NCBI's taxonomy places the organism in Eukaryota, Fungi, Ascomycota, Saccharomycetes, Saccharomycetales, Saccharomycetaceae. Gene Ontology annotation, molecular function: ribonucleoprotein complex binding; protein binding.
AUGACUAAGAAAUCUAGUGGCUUGACGGCUUCUAGGAAAAGAAGUGCCAAAACUCAAGACGACGUCGAAUCUGAUAGGGAGGAAAUAGACAUAAAUAUCGACGGCGUUCUGGAUGGUGCAGACGAUGACAGUGAAAUAGAAGAUGAAGAAGAGGAAGGAAGCUCUUCCCAUAGUGAAGUCGAAGAAGAAGUGGAGCAAGAAGUUGAAGAGGAUGAGGAUUCAGACGCCGAAUUGAAUGAACUCUUAGCGAAGGAAGAAGCGGAAGAAGCCGAAGAAGAUAUUAGCGACUCUGAUUUUUCAGAUGACACCACCUCAAUGAUCGAUAAACUAUCCAAUGUCAAGUUAAGAACAUUGAGUGAUCCUAAUAUAUACACCAAAUUCGUUGAUGGUACGCCAAGGAUUAUCAAACCUGAAAUCAAACCUAUUUAUGAUAGUGACGAUAGUGAUGUAGAGACCAACAAUACAAUUGGAAAUAUUCCAUUAUCUGCGUAUGAUGAGAUGCCGCAUGUUGGAUACAAUAUCAAUGGUAAAAGAAUCAUGAGGCCAGCAAAGGGUUCUGCUUUAGAUAAAUUAUUAGACACAAUCGAAUUACCAGAAGGCUGGACCGGCCUGUUGGACAAAAAUUCUGGUGCUAGUUUGAACCUUACUGAAGAAGAGUUAGAGCUUAUUUCAAAGAUACAGAAACAUGAGCAAACAGAUGAAAAUACAAAUCCAUAUGCGCCUUUAGUUGAUUGGUUCACCAGACAUGAAGAAAUAAUGCCACUGACUGCUGUUCCGGAGCCAAAGCGAAGAUUCGUACCAUCGAAAAACGAAGCCAAGAGGGUUAUGAAGAUUGUUAAGGCUAUUAGAGAGGGUCGCAUCAUUCCACCAAAGAAACUAAAAGAACUAAGGGAGACCGAAAAGGAAGCUGAGCGUACUUAUGAUAUAUGGGGUGAGUCUACUGAGACUAAUGAUCACAUUAUGAAUCUAAGAGCUCCAAAGUUACCUCCACCAACUAACGAGGAAAGUUAUAAUCCACCAGAAGAAUACUUAUUGUCGCCAGAAGAAGUAGAAGAAUAUGAAAAGACGGAACCUAGUGAAAGAGAAAGAGACUUUAUUCCACAGAAAUAUGGUGCACUAAGAAAGGUUCCUGGUUACACAGAAUCUGUUAGAGAGAGAUUCGAAAGGUCAUUGGAUUUAUAUCUGGCACCCCGUGUUCGUAAGAACAAACUUAAUAUUGAUCCUGAAUCGCUGAUUCCUAAGCUACCUUCUCCUAAAGAUUUGAGGCCAUUUCCAAUUCGUUGCUCAACUGUUUAUAACGGCCAUACCGAUAGAAUACGUACUUUAUCAAUUGAUCCCUCCGGAUUAUGGUUAGCUACUGGUUCAGACGAUGGUACUGUUAGAAUUUGGGAAAUAUUGACUGGAAGAGAAGUCUAUAAAGUUGCUUUAGUCGAUAUCAAGGAGAACUCAGAUGAUCAUGUUGAAAAUAUUGAAUGGAAUCCAGAUUCAGAAACAGGUAUCUUGGCAGUUUCAGCGGGUGAGAAUAUUUAUUUGAUAGUACCUCCAAUAUUUGGAUUUGAGAUCGAAAACAACGGUAAAACGAAGAUAGAAAAUGGUUACGGUUUUGACACAUUUGGUUCAAAGAAAAAAUCCAAUCUACAGGUAAAUGAAGGCGAAGAAGAAGAAGAGGAAUCGACCACAAACGAUGCGGUAAAGAAAGCUGUUGCUCAAUGGAAUAAACCAUCGUCAUCCCAAUUGGAAAAAGACAUUGCUAUCGUAAUUACAUGCAAAAAGACAGUUAAAAAAUUAUCAUGGCAUAGAAAAGGUGAUUAUUUCGUCAGUGUUCAACCAGAUUCUGGUAACACAUCUGUUUUAAUUCAUCAAUUAUCUAAGCAUUUAACCCAGUCACCAUUUAAGAAAUCAAAGGGCAUUACCAUGGAUGCUAAAUUCCAUCCAUUCAAACCACAGUUAUUCGUUUGUUCUCAGAGAUAUAUCAGAAUAUAUGAUUUGGCCCAACAGGUUUUAGUUAAAAAGUUGUUACCAGGAGCGCGUUGGUUAUCAACAUUUGAUAUUCAUCCAAGAGGCGAUAAUGUUAUUGCGUCGUCAUUUGAUAAAAGGGUAUUAUGGCAUGAUUUGGACUUAGCAAGUACACCAUACAAGACUUUGAGAUAUCACGACAAGGCAGUACGGGAUGUAAGCUUCCAUAGGAGAUUACCUUUAUUCUGUUCCGCUGCUGACGAUGGUAAUAUAAACGUUUUCCAUGCUACAGUAUACGAUGAUAUGAUGAAGAAUCCAUUAAUUGUACCAUUGAAAAAACUGACAGGACACAAAUUGAUCAAGAGCCUUGGUGUCUUGGAUACAGUGUGGCAUCCAAGAGAAGCUUGGUUAUUCUCGGCAGGCGCGGACAACUCAGCACGUUUAUGGACUACCUGA